Molecule: messenger RNA, 6596 nt
Organism: Scophthalmus maximus (turbot)
Lineage: Eukaryota; Metazoa; Chordata; Actinopteri; Pleuronectiformes; Scophthalmidae
Gene: sun1b
Product: Sad1 and UNC84 domain containing 1b
Exons: 23
Coding region: 1687-4890 (1067 amino acids)
Biological process (GO): nuclear envelope organization
Cellular component (GO): meiotic nuclear membrane microtubule tethering complex; nuclear envelope
Molecular function (GO): protein-membrane adaptor activity
Source: RefSeq, a predicted model, not a curated record
GUGUAUCUACAAAAACAUGAGGGGGUAUUUCACUUCGUCUGAGUGAUCUGCCCGUACUCUAGCAAGACAAGGAAAUCCUAGAUAACAGGUCAACACUUGCUUUUCUUUUUAGUUAAGUCCCAUGCUCUGGGGUUUGUUUUUCUCUCACUGUGACUGAACAAAUAGAAGAUUGCAAUAACUUCCUGUUACAGUAGUGCAAUAUAUGUAAGAACAAAACUGCAUUCUUUUUUUUACAUUUAAAAAUGUCUACGUUAGGAUUUCUGGGAUCAGAAUAUAGCAAUGACUACAUUACACAACUGAGAGAAAAUCCAAAAUCGAUAAAAAAAAAGAAGAAUGUAAUGAUUUAAUAUAAAAUGCUAUUGGGGACAAGACAAUUCAUGUUUCCACAGGUCAACACAUACUAAUCCCAUGCGACCAUAAUAAUAAUAAUAAUGAUUUGAAUACUGAUAGUCAUCAUAAUGUGUUUGUGGCCGAUGUGAUAACAGGGACCCCUCCGCAUCAGCUGGACCACCCUCGACAGCAGCGGGGUCCCCCCGGUGCCCGGAGCUCCGGCAGCAGUCCGCUGCGGUGCCGUCCCUCGUCCAAUAGAUUGGAGGUGUGCGCUCUGGCCGACAAUGGAGGGUCCGCGAGUGGGAGGAUCAGCUCGGCAGCGAUCCUCCCGGCUUUGUUACGCCAGGGAAGCCAUUUUGGAAGUCUGCUUGCUGUGCGCCAGCGUCUGCGCUCACCGGCUGCUCGCAAACUUUUCCAGUCUCUUGCGCCGCCACAGAUAAAGUGCGCCGGGCCCUGCGGUGCACGACCCCGGCGUGGCUUCCGUGCGUCGGGAUGCUGGCGGACGUUUGCGCGUCUACAGUGGCCGCAGCGUUGCGGGCUCUCGUUCCUCGUGGAUUGACGCUCCUGGAGAAUAACAACAUACACGGACUCGAAGCACGCGGGCAAGUUGGCGCACUCUUACGAAUAUCAUCCCGUGGGUUAACGUGUCCCCGAGGAGGGGGUCAUUUGUCCCGUCCUCGCCCGGCUCCUUUUGCCCGCAGCUGCUGUGGCAGCGAGCGCGAAGCGCCCGGCCUCAUUGUCAACAGUGGAUCUCGACAGAUCCACGACAUCGCCGGACAUGCAACGGGUCCGACACCGACGCGUCGCACCUCGCGGACGGCCACUGCGCCCGUCGUGGCCGCAGGUCCGCGUUUUCCACAGCGACGGCGUCGACCGAAGACAUGGCGCCUAAAUGUAGCUCUUGGCGACGUGAGAAUGUGACGGCUCGCAUGUCAUCGGGCCAGACGCUGUGCGCAGUUAUUAUUAAACGAACGCGCGUCCAGGGCAAUAAUAACUGCGGCGUGUUGACAGUGGGUCGGUUUGCGUCAAAGGAGCCAGCAAACAGAGGCAGGCUGAAAUACAGGACUGAGGGAAAUGUGUCACUGUGUGUGUGUGUGUGUGUGUGCGUGUUCACAUGGUCUGUUGUUGUUCACCCCGUCUCCUGAAUGAUGAGCUCAAAUGCCCCAUUUCUCAAUAAGACUCCGUCUCAUGCUGAAAAUCGAAGCUGCAUGACAAAAAUUGCUCUGACUUGAUGACAUGUGGUCAGCACCCAGUUUCCGCAGGUCUGAUCAGGAGUGUUCUCCCUCAUCCUCGGGCCGUCCUGCCGUAGGUCUAUGAGGCUAUGCUGAUGCACCGUAGGAGUCUAAACAAAGAAGAAUGACCAUGGAUUUUUCGCAGCUGCACACAUAUACGCCACCGCAGUGUGCUCCAGAGAACACCGGCUAUACCUACUCUCUCAGUUCCAGCUACUCCACAGCAGCGUUGGAGUUUGAGAAGGAGCACCAGAUUGCUCCUGUAUACGAGUCGCCCAGGAUGUCACGGCGGAGCCUGCGUCUGCAGACCAGUGCCGGUCACUAUGGCAACGAGAGCCUGGCCGAUAACUCGCAGAACCACGGCAACAGCAGCAGCUACACCAGCACCAGAAGAGAGACACGGACGCUGCGGAGCAGAAAGCAGCAGUCCAGCGCAAACUUGCUGUCUUUGUCUCUGAGCCAAGCUGCCACACCGAGGAAAACCCUCUCCUUCUCAGCUGUUAGUACCCCAAUUAACAACAGCAGCAGCAUUCAGGAAGGCAACAAAGUGUCCGAGGCCUCCCUGCACAGCACCAUCAUGGACCAGUCCCACCUGAAACGACGCACCAUCACCACAACCACCACCACCACCUCUAUGUCUGCGGGUGGACACUGGGGGAGGAGCUCCAGCACCGAACACAGUUCAUCAAAUGUAAACGGCUGUGCCAGCGCGUCAGACUCCCACACCUCACUCGCUAAUGGUUACAUCUGCAAAGACUGCUCUUUACACUCUCAGGAGAUGGACUCGCUUAUCACACGAUCAUCAUCAUCAUCAUCUCAGGCUGCAGAAGCUUCCACCGACAUCCUCUCCUCCUCCCCUUCUUUCACAAGUAUAUACUCCAGAGACCGGAGUCGGAGGAGCAAGACAGGCGUCCUGAUGUCUAUGUCUAAGACGUGUAUACACUACAGCAAACGAGCCCUGGCCCCUAUUGUGUCCUUAGUCACUCUGCUCUUCAACAAUGUGGUCUGGCUGGGUUCAAGGGCCCGGAGCCCUCCAGGAAAAGGUUUUCUUGCUUCGUUGUCGGACUCGUUGAGACAAGCAGUGUCCACCAGUUUUUCCCAACUGUGGCUGUUAAAGCAGACCACUCUCCACAGGAUGAUGGGCUACAGGGCUAAUAGCAAUGAAGGACAAGCUCACUCAAGUUUCUGUGGAAGCAUGAAUGUCAAGGAUCUGGUGACAGAAGAUGCAUCACAUCUUAAUCUCAAUGGUUCCCUCUGUGAUGACUGUAAAGGGAAGCAGUAUUCUGAGACACACACCAUCCUCCUCAAAAAGUCCUCCAGGCCUCGUCGCCUUGUAGGGGCACUGUGGAGCGUCCUAGCUUAUGCAGGUUACUGCCUCCUCCAGCCAGGAUACUGCGUGGUGAGAGCAGGCAACGCUUUGGGAUCAGGGGUCAGCACAGUGGCACAUAAGAUGCUCUCUCUCUUCUGGAUGCUCCUGGCAGCUCCAGAGAGGGCAGGCAGGGGACUUCUGUGGUUUCUUGCAACAGGAUGGUACCAGCUGGUGUCUCUCAUGUGUCUCCUCAACGUCUUCUUUCUGACCCGAUGCCUUCCCAAACUCUGGAAGCUCCUGCUGCUCCUUUUGCCUCUCUUGCUCUUCCUGGCAUUAUGGCUGUGGGGUCCGUCCACUUCUGCCCUACUUGCCUACCUCCCUGCCAUUAACCUAACUGAGUGGCGUCGUGCGUCUCCCUUUACCCUCCUGUCUAACUUGGUGCCAGCCUCUGCACCUCCAGUUCCUGCCUAUGUCUCCACAACAGAGACUCCACUGGAGCAGAGCCCAGCCACCCCAGUCUCACAGGCACCGCCAAUCCUUCCAACAGCGGCAGUCUCCACUGUGGAUUUGGAACGCCUUGAACGUGUGGAGCAGCAGCUGGCGCUGCUGUGGACACAGGUCCAGCAAGGUGACGAGAAGCAGGAGCAGCAUCAUGGAGACGUUCUGGGUCUCUACGGCACCCUGAGGGAGCAGCUACACACUCAGACCAACAGGGAGAGCCUGGGACUGUGGGUGUCCUCUCUGCUGGAGCAGAGGCUUGGCAUCCUGCGAGGAGAGCUGGAGCAAGAGAACACACACAGGGCACAGAGUGAAGAGCAUCAGAAACUGCAACAAGAGAGUCAGACAGCACGACUGUCUGAGUUAGAGUUGCUGCUCAGUGCUCUGGCUGCCAGGACUGAGGAGGUGCAGCAGAAGCAGCAGCAGUAUGAGCACGAGAAGGAGGAAAAAGAGAAAGAGGUUGUCAUUUCAGUGGAAGACACAGCACCUAUAAGUGUGGGUGUACAGCAGGAGGACCAUGAUGCUCUGCUCGCAGAAGUGCAGAGACUUGAGGUCGAACUGGGUAAAAUCAGACAGGACCUGCAGGGUGUUGUGGGUUGCAAGGGAAAGUGUGAGCAGCUGGACAACCUUCGGGAGACGAUAACAGCCCAGGUGUCCUCUCAGGUGCGUAAGGAGUUGCAGGUUCUUUUCUUUGGCCGUGGUGAGUCAGGGGAGGUGCCUGAGUCUCUAAUCUACUGGCUGUCCCAGCGCUACGUGAGCACAACCGACCUGCAGGCCUCACUGGCCGCACUGGAACUGGGCAUCCUGAGGAACGUGUCUCUGCAGCUGGAGCUUAACAGAGCUCAGACCCUGGGUGAGGCAGAGUCUCAAGCCAAGACCAUCGUUAAGACAGUAACUGGGACUGUCCAGCACGCUGUGUCUACGGAGGGAAUGACAGAGGGGCAAGUGAAGCUGAUCGUCCAGAACGCUUUGAAGCUCUACUCCCAGGAUCGAACAGGCCUGGUAGACUACGCCCUGGAGUCUGGCGGUGGCAGCAUCCUCAGUACCCGCUGCUCUGAGACAUACGAGACCAAGACGGCCCUCAUGAGUCUGUUUGGCCUGCCACUCUGGUACUUCUCCCAGUCGCCACGUGUUGUCAUUCAGCCUGAUGUGUAUCCAGGUAACUGCUGGGCGUUUAAAGGCUCUCAGGGCUAUCUGGUGAUCCGACUGUCCCUGAGGAUCAUUCCCACAUCCUUCUGCUUGGAGCACAUCCCCAAGGCCUUGUCCCCAACUGGAAAUAUCACCAGUGCCCCUCGCAACUUCACAGUUUUCGGUCUAGAUGAUGAGUUACAAGAAGAAGGGAAGCUCCUGGGACACUACAUAUACCAGGAAGAUGGGGACUCACUGCAAUCAUUCCCUGUUAUGGAGCAGAAUGACAAAGGCUUCCAGAUCAUCGAGGUGCGGGUGCUAUCUAACUGGGGUCACCCAGACUACACCUGCCUGUACCGCUUCAGAGUCCAUGGAGAACCUCGGCCUCAGUGAACCAACCACUACCAUACACACUCAUAUCUGAAAUAUUGCCCCAUCUGUACAUAGCUCUUGCCAUCUUCUUAAAAUCGGAGGGGACUCGGUGGCACUUUGUGGACGUUUUUGUAUGAAAGCCAUGAAAACACAAAGGUUGUGUAUUGAUAAAGGAAUGUGCCCGGACUGAAUCAUGAACACGCUUUUUUUUUUUUUUUAUACUGAAAGAAUAACAGGAAAGUCUAUGUGGAUUGUCGGUGUUGUAGAAGAGGAAUAGAACCACGGAAGAAGCUAAAAGCCCUGUCCCCUUUUUUUGUAAAAGGCCUCUUGCACUGAAUUAGCCCACGAGGGCUCCAGCCCCCACAGCAGACAAAUCCCCCCACCUCUGGCUACAGGAAGGUGGAAGCCUGAAAUGGGGGAGUAGACUCAUCUCCACCAUUUCCUCAGACACUGCAUCUUAGUCUGAUUUGGUUUUUGUUGUCAUUCAUCUGUAUUUAACUUUAUUUUCCUGGUAGUCGGGAUUGCACCUUUUUUGUGUGGUGCUGCCCAGGCAUGUCGCUCCCUUUUGUUUCCGUCAGGUCUCUGCAGUGAGUUGAGUUGAGCUGAGCUGUGUGAACGGUCUGCUGCACUGGAACACACUCACGGUGGGUUUAUACUGGACAUGCAAGCUUCACAACAUUCAACCUUGGCAUCAUGCAUACACAGCCAUGAUUUAAGUUUGUUUUUUUAUUUUUGAAACUGAACAUUCUGCCUAUGGAAAAGCUCUGAAUGUUUUCUCAAGUGAAGGCUUGAUGCAAGUCGUCCUUUAACUUCACAGCAACAUCAUAUAAACUCUGACCCCCCCUUUGUGUCCGGAGUAUUUGGAGGCUCUUUACUUUGUACAUUUGACAAAAUAUGUGUAUGGCCGUGGAUGGACUCCAGAUUUGAUGCUAGCAUGUGACUCUACAGAACCGUACUGUUCGACUUUUUCAUGCAUCGUGUGUCCUCUCUGAAAGUUUUAGUCCUGUGCCUGGAUCUCAAAUUAGAAAUCAAUGUUGAAACCCUAAAUAAUAUAACUUCUCCUGUAGACAAGUGAUUUUCUUUUCUGUUUCCAUCAAGACGAAACUCUGUCCCUCGAGCUCAGUUAUAAACGUCCUCCUCACACCGGCUCCCUCUAUGCUGAAACCCUGAAGGAAUGUAAUCUGUAUAUUUUAUUGUUGAUAGUUGGUCCUUUAUAUCUGCUUUUAUCAGUGUUGCUUUAUAAAAAAAAAUCAUCCUGUCAUUAUCAUUAUUAUUGUAAUACUAUUAUUUCUACUGUUACUCAGUGUGGGGGGUUUUUUGGGGGGGGGGGGUGUUGAUGGUGUCAGAGGAUGCACUGCAAUAACUUGUCAUAGAAAUGUUUUACACAAGUCUUCAAGGUUUGUUUUUUAAAAAAGGGGUUUGUGUAGUCACCACUUUUGGUCGCAAAUAUGAGGACGUCUAAGAUGUAAUGUAUAAAAGAUAUUUUCUUCCCAAUCUUAUUUAUUAACAAGUCAAUUAGUUCCUGCAAUAUGAGUUACUGCAAUGUAUAUUUUGUGAAAAGCUAUUCAGUGCAUUUUGGAACCAUGUUGGGAUUAUUAUUUUUUUCUUUUCUUUUUUUUUUUUAAAGAUAAAUGGCUAUUUUUGUUCAGUCAUGAGAUGACUUAACUGCUUUGGAAUAUAUUCCAAUAAAGACUUUAAUUUUGAAGAACCUCCCCUAAAUAAUACAA